UCAAAUGUUGUCUUCUUAUUCGUGAUGAAGAAACACCAAUUCGUGGCAAAGUUCAAAAAUAUCAUUACAAGCUUUUUGGUGAGGAGGUAGCACUUAAGAAAUUAGAAUUAAAAGAAAUUGAAUCAGAAGUAAAAAAAAAAGUGCCAAAUACACUUGAACUUCAAAUUGGCAUCUUGAAAACUAUUAAUGAAUCACGAGACAUUAUUAAAUACAUCGGCCUUGUUACAAUUAAUUCUCAGAAAUUUCUCGUUACUGAAUGGGCUGAAUAUGGAACAUUGCGUGAAUAUUAUGAAAUGAAAAACCCAGAUAUCUCUGUCAGAGCGAGACUAGCUUUGGAAAUUGCACGUGGACUAAAUUACCUUAAUGCGUAUGAAAUAUAUCACCACGAUGUUCGAAGUGAAAAUGUAUUAGUUGAUUAUCUCGAACGCGCAAAAAUCACAAACUUUGAAUUGAGUCGUAGUUUUAGUGAAGCUGUUAGUAAAAAUAUUGAUGUUUCAAUGGAAAACGUUCGCUAUAUGGCACCUGAAAAGAUUAAAGAUAACACAAUACGAUAUAAUUCAAGAUGCGAGGUGUUCAGUUUCGGAAUGCUUUUAUGGGAACUUGCAGAACAAAAACUUCCUUUUUCUGAAACUGGACUUACUGUACUCGCAAUAAGUCAGUUAAUAUUAGACAGAGCGGUGAAUCUAAAAUUUUCAUGUCAUGAUGUACCAGAACCAUGGAAAAGUCUUGUAUUUAAAGCUACUAAUUACAGAGCCAAAGCUCGUCCAGAAAUGAACGAAAUACUUAGGGAAAUCGGAUUAAUAAAUGACUCGUUUAAUACAGACGCUCUCGAUGUGUCAGAUACAGAUGAUUUCGAUGCGUCAGAAUCAGAUAGUGAUCUACAGAAGUUAUCAUUUGAAGAAGCAGUUGAGCUAACAAAUCAUAAGGGCGUUUCUAAAGAUUCUAAAGAAAGAGCUUGGAAAACAAUUGCCAAAUAUUCAGAAAUGGAUAAUGAUUUUACUGCAAAAUAUUGGAAAGGAUAUUAUCUUUUUAAUAAAUUAAUUAGCUUUCCAUACUCUGAUGAUGAAAGAAUGCAGCUUGCUGCUGAUGCAUUUAAAGAAGCUGCUGAUGGUGAAAAUAUUCGGGAUGCACAAUUUAUGUACGCUUCAUGUAUUUAUAAAAAAGAUCCAUACACGGCGAUAAAAUAUUUUGAAAAAGCAGCUGAACAAAAUUAUACAGUUGCGAUGCAUAAUUUAGGAUUGCUAUAUUAUAAUGGUAAGUAUAUCGAUGCCGACAAAAAGAAAGGUGAAGAUUGGUUUAGAAGAGCUGCAGAUG
This is a messenger RNA of Racocetra persica, 1314 nucleotides long. The record is from the annotation of a GenBank genome assembly. Lineage: Eukaryota; Fungi; Glomeromycota; Glomeromycetes; Diversisporales; Gigasporaceae.